AUGUCGAGUGACCGUGGGACGCAAGCACUUGCUGGGGAAGAGGAAUGGAUUUCAAUUUUCGACUUCAAUAUACCGGAGGACAUGAUCAUGGAAUUUGAAGGCAGGUCAUGCAAUAUUUUUGAUGACGAGAAGAACGUGGUCGACAAACUAGGGUAUAAUGAUGGGAAGGUCUCGAGAGAAGUGAAAAAGGGAUGGUGUUGCUACGUGUUGAAAGCUAAAGUGAAAUUCAGCAAAUGCCAGGAGUAA
Molecule: messenger RNA, 246 nt
Organism: Penicillium psychrosexuale
Lineage: Eukaryota; Fungi; Ascomycota; Eurotiomycetes; Eurotiales; Aspergillaceae
Exons: 1
Coding region: 1-246 (81 amino acids)
Source: RefSeq, a predicted model, not a curated record